UUUUUGCCUUAAUGUUGACUGUCCAUGACAAAAAUAGAGCCUGGCCAGUGCACAAUUAUGGGCCAUCUGCCAUAACCAGCAGUUGCGCAAGCUCGCCCGCCGGAUCCCCCUCAGUUUCCUCCCCGGCAACCAUCAAACCAACCGCCUCUCUCUCUCGCUCUCUGUGAUCCUCUCUCUGGCACGGCGCGCGGGGCUUAUGUGUCUGGUACUGUACGGAGAGAGAGAGAGGGAGCUCUACUUGGAGUGACGUCACCUCUCCCAUGGCGUCACAUUGACGUAGCGCAUACCAGUCGCCCUAUGUGGAGGCAGAGCCCACAUAAAUGCACUAUUUGACUUUCUCCCCUCAGACGCAGGAGCACAUAAACAAACCAGCGUUACAACUCCACACUUUGCAAAGCACCCAUCAGCACUGACACACUCAGCUCACGGGGAGCGGACGCAGACACACUCCUUUCACCCGGGAGUUUUUCACUUUUAAUUUUUUUUUUUUUUUUGAAUAUAUACUUUUGUGUACUUUAGAAAAACUCAGAAGAAGAACAAGAAACUUUUUUGUUUCUCGUCGAUGCAUCCCGCUUACUCUUUUUUUUAAAAAACAACAUUUUUCUCCUCUUGACAUCGCCUCUUUUGGUGAUUAUUCUGGAUGGGAAUAGGACACUUCAUGCGAGGCUAUAACCACAUGUAAAGACGGAACCGCUACAGCAAACCAACACAGGUUCGGAAGAGCGCGCCCAGCCGAGCUCGGAGCCACGGCGAUCGGACACUUCCCCUGCCACGCACGCCGACUCUUCCCUGCUCCAGGAGCCCUGUCCCGGCCGCAGCCACGCCACCCCUCAACCCCGGACACCCAGCACCAUUCAGCGCGAAGCUCUUUCACCAGAUCUAUGGCAUUCUGACAAUGAACAAGCGCGCUCAGUUAUUGGAACAGCUGCAGUUUGUCCAGUUGAAAUGCACACCUCGAGACAUGCCCUGUGUGCAGGCUCAGUACGGGCCCGCCCCUCCAGGCUCAUCCUACUCUGGCCAGUCCUUCAGUUACCAGGGCGACAGCUACAGCUCUGACCUCAUGACCCCUGACUACACCAAGCUGGACCUGGGCGGCGGUGAGAUCUCUGCCGCCGCCACCACCUCCCUCCCCAGCUUCAAUGUCUUUGUUGAGGGGAGCUACGAGCCCAAGUCCUCCUGCCUCUACCAGAUGCCUCCGCACAGGCCCACCAUCAAAAAGGAGGAGGAGAGCUACCCGACCGCUCCACCCCUGGAGACCAUGUCCUCCUCCACCAUGUACUUUAAACAAUCUCCCCCCUCCACUCCCACCACCCCGUCCCUGCCGCCCCAGCCGGGCACCUCCUUCCUGUGGGAGGACCACCCCCUGGCUCCUCCGUCGCACCCUCACUCCCUGGGCUCCAGCUUGGACGCAGGCCCCCUAAAGUCACCCCGCUUUCAACACUUCUACCAGCACUCGCCGCCCCACAGUGGCGGCAGCGUCGGCGGCUAUGAGAGUCUGGGUGGAGGACUGGUUCGCACUUCCUCCUCUUCUUCCUCCUCCUCAUCCUCUGUCUCCCAUCAUCACGGCCCGCCCCUGGAGCAGCCCAUGUACCAGCUGCACCGCGGGGCCGGGGGCAGCAGCCUCGCCUUCCGCUCCCUGGCUCUUGGGCCCUGUGGCCCCCUACUAGGAGACAGCCUGCCCUCGCCUCCCCAGCGUGGACCCCAAGGAGAGGGCACCUGUGCAGUGUGCGGGGACAACGCAGCCUGCCAGCACUACGGCGUACGCACUUGUGAGGGCUGCAAAGGCUUCUUCAAGCGCACCGUGCAGAAAAACGCCAAGUAUGUGUGUCUGGCCAGUAAGAACUGUCCUGUGGACAAGAGGAGACGCAACCGCUGCCAGUACUGCCGCUUUCAGAAGUGUCUGAGUGUCGGCAUGGUGAAGGAAGUCGUGCGCACUGAUAGCUUGAAGGGGCGCCGGGGCCGUCUGCCUUCCAAACCAAAGAGCCCACUGCAGACGGAAGCGUCUCCUCCAUCUCCACCCAUCAGCCUGCUCUCCGCUCUGCUCAGGGCCUACUCCCACUGCACGCCCCGCGACCUCGACUACAGCCAGUUCAGCGCUGCCGACCCUCCCACCUCCUCCUCAGAUGCCGAGCACAUCCAGCUCUUCUACAGGCUGCUCACCAUCUCGAUGGAGACCACGCGGUGCUGGGCCGACCGGCUUCCCGGGUUCUCCGAGCUUCAGCGCGAAGAUCAGAACCUGCUCAUAGACUCUGCCUUCCUGGAGCUGUUUGUCCUGCGGUUGGCUCACAGGUCGAUGCUGUCAGAGGACAAACUUGUGUUCUGUAACGGCUUGGUGCUGCACAGGUUCCAGUGCCUUCGUGGGUUCGGAGAGUGGCUCGACUCCAUCCGGGACUUCUCCACCCACCUCCAGAGCUUAAACCUGGACGCCUCCGCCUUCGCCUGCCUGGCCGCCCUCGUACUGCUCACAGAGCAAGUCCCCGGUCUGAAGGACUCAAAGCGGGUGGAGGAGCUGCAGAAUAAAGUGAUUUGUUGUCUCAGAGACCACCUGGGCUGCGGCCCCUCUUCCUCCUCGUCCAAAGCCGCGCCCCCUCUGAGUCGUAUUUUGGGCCUAAGGGCGGAGCUCCGCUCCCAGAGGACCCAGGGCCUUCAACGAAUCUUCUACCUGAAGCUGGAGGACCUGGUACCGCCCCCUCCGUUGAUUGACAGGUUCCUGGACACUCUGCCCUACUGAUGGCCCGGGCUUACCACGCCGAGAGAAACCUACGUCACGUCCUGUUCAGGCCUUUUCCCCCCCGAGGAGCACGCACACACAUCCAGAAGAGAGACUCACUCCCCUCUGAGAGAGCCAAUCAAAUGCUUUUCACUCAAACGGACAACCAACUAAAUGCUUUCACCAGUAUAAAAAGACAAUUACUCCAACGCUUUACCACUUUUUAUUUGAUCCUCCUGUUUUUCUCACAUGGGGGAGGAUGACGAGGCUGAGAUGGACGACGGAAAAAUGACUCUUUACCGUCCUCUCUCCGUCUGGGUGGCAGCUCACCCAGCGAGAAAAGGAAAAACACAGAGGUUUAUGAGUACUGUCUUAUCUCUGUUUGGGGCCUGAGGACUUCUUUUUAGCAAAGGUGUCAGUGUGAUCGAAUGUUUUUCAAAGCUGAAGAUGUCCCAGUGAAACAUAAGUCCCUGUGUAUUCUAGUUCCUCCUCCUGCUAAGAGAAGGAACAGGGGCGUUUUUCAUACUGACAUGUACUGAAAUGUAAGAGGUCAGACAGCGUUGAGCAUAGACGCACAGAGCAGGACACAGAUAUUUCAUAAACACGUGGAAGUCGCUGUUGAGUUGGGCUCUUGAUUCAAAGUGCAAUUUCUUAAGUGCUAUCUCACCACAAAAGAAAGAGAUGGAGGAGGAAUGGUUUAAUAUCAAACUCUAAAUUAUUUUAAUACAAAGACUUGUCCUGUACUGUCAGUAGCUAAAAGAAAGAGAGACAGUCUCCAUUUGGCUUUAGAGAGCCGAGGAGAUACUGUGCACUAACGAUUGAUGACUGAGUCACCCAGACUUGAACAUGCUCUAGUAUUUUGUUUUGUUUUUUUUUAUUAUUAACUCAUUUUUAAAUCAUAGGUCGAGUAGGAGUACGGAGGAUUGAACACGGACAGAAAAAUUGGCUUUUGAAGCACUUACACCCUGAGAAGGGCUAGAAGCACAGACACACACCCUACCUGCUCCCCCCGGGCGGGUGGAGGACGUCGGGAAGCGGAGGGUGCUCGACAGAUAGCUGUACGUCCAGGGGUGAAACAUUCCGCAGUCAUGCUCUUUUUCUAUUUGUUUCUAUGAAAGUGUGGAGGACAUGGUUGCAUACUGUCUUUGUGUGUACGCUUAGAGAAGCCAGGAUCAUAUGCAUGGUGUGUUUUAAGCUGUAAAGAGCUGCCAUAGCCUGUCAAAACAGCUCGACCUGUGUUUGUGUCUCAGACUGCGGCUCUGUGGGGAUCUCCCCGGGCCUCCAACCAACACCCACUCACACACUCACGGCAGCAGUUUGAAAUAUGAAAAAAAGCAAAUUAUAUAGAUAUAAAUAUAAAUAUAAAUAUAUAUAUAUAAAACUAAUAUUUUGAAGUGUUUUUAGCUUUUUCAAAUAUUGUGGUACGAGUUGUGCAUUGUUUUUUGAAGAAGAGAAACAAAAAAGAAAAAAGUUGCUGUUUUUUCAAUGUCCCUCUUUGGUUUGAGUUUCCUGUUCGAUUAUUUUUUUUUCUUUCUCUUUGGUUCACUGGAUUUUCUGUUCAGCACUUUGAAAUCAUAAACUAGUUCUGAUUAUUCUGCC
This is a messenger RNA of Acanthopagrus latus (yellowfin seabream), 4309 nucleotides long. It is a transcript of the gene nr4a3, whose product is annotated as nuclear receptor subfamily 4, group A, member 3. The record is from RefSeq and is a predicted model, not a curated record. Gene Ontology annotation, molecular function: zinc ion binding; RNA polymerase II cis-regulatory region sequence-specific DNA binding; nuclear receptor activity. Gene Ontology annotation, biological process: cellular response to corticotropin-releasing hormone stimulus; regulation of transcription by RNA polymerase II. Lineage: Eukaryota; Metazoa; Chordata; Actinopteri; Spariformes; Sparidae. Gene Ontology annotation, cellular component: nucleus; transcription regulator complex. Bases 896 to 2731 code for a protein of 611 amino acids. The transcript has 9 exons.